UUGCCCUUCAAUCCCACAUCUCAGAACAGAAACCCCCAACCAUUUUUCUUCACUGCACAUUCUAGUAAAAUCGGGACAUGGCUUGGAUUACACGGUUCUCCACGGCGGUGGCUUUCUUAUCCGUCGGAGUGCUAUUCUCGCCGGAGGCCUUUGGAUCUAAUUCCGACGGCUCAAUUUCACCCCUCCUCUCUACUUCCAUCAAGCUAGCUCAUCUCCUCUGCUUCGCAACCGCAUGGGGUGUCUCCCUCUGGGUCAUUUUCAUCGGCGGUACCAUCAUGUUCAAACAUCUGCCGAGGCAUCAAUUUGGUAAUCUACAAAGCAAGAUGUUCCCGGCUUAUUUCUCGUUGGUUGGCGUUUGUUGUGCCAUAGCGGCGGCUGCGUUUGGUUACACGCAUCCGUGGAAGUCGGCCACCACUGCGGAGAAGUACCAGCUUGGCUUUUUAGUCUCUGCUUUUUCUUUUAGUCUCAUAAAUUUGUUCGUUUUUACUCCCAUGACCCUUGAGAUGAUGAAGCUGAGACACCAAGUGGAGAGAGAACAGAAUAUUGGUGAUGAAGUGGGAGGAUCAAAGAAUGAGGAAGCUGCCAAGACUAAUCCAAGGCUUGCAGCCGUGAACAAGAGAUUCGGAAUGAUUCAUGGCUUAUCUUCGCUUGCCAACCUUAUGUCCUUUGGCUGUGUGGCUAUGCACUCAUGGUACUUAGCCGGUAAGCUCAAUCUGUAGCCUGCAUUUCAUUUCCACAUGGCAUGGAAAAUCCCACUU
Messenger RNA from Hibiscus syriacus, 758 nucleotides. RefSeq names its product transmembrane protein 205-like. The record is from RefSeq and is a predicted model, not a curated record. Lineage: Eukaryota; Viridiplantae; Streptophyta; Magnoliopsida; Malvales; Malvaceae. The transcript has 3 exons. The coding region runs from base 78 to 719 and encodes 213 amino acids.